Messenger RNA from Gymnogyps californianus (California condor), 852 nucleotides. Its product is annotated as proline-rich protein 2-like. The record is from RefSeq and is a predicted model, not a curated record. The coding region runs from base 1 to 852 and encodes 283 amino acids. Lineage: Eukaryota; Metazoa; Chordata; Aves; Accipitriformes; Cathartidae. The transcript has a single exon.
AUGUGCCGCGACGGCGCCCCGCCCCCUGCCGCGGCGGCGCUCCGCCCACCGAUCACGUGCCGCGACGGCGCUCCGCCCCCUGCCGCUGCGGUGCUCCGCCCCCUGCCUCGACGGCGCCCCGCCCACCGAUCACGUGCCGCGGCGGCGCCCCGCCUCCUGCCUCGACGUCGCCCCGCCCUCCGCCGCGACGGCGCUCCGCCCACCGAUCACGUGCCGCGGCUACGCCCCGACCCCUGCCUCGACGGCGCUCCGCCCACCGAUCACGUGCCGCGACGGCGCCCCGCCCACCGAUCACGUGCCGCGGCGGCGCUCCGCCCUCUGCCGCGGCGGCUCUCCGCCCACUGCCUCGAGGGCGCCCCGCCCACCGAUCACGUGCCGCGGCGACGCCCCGCCCUCUGCCGCGGCGGCGCCCCGCCCACCGAUCACGUGCCGCGGCGUCGCCCCGCCCCCUGCCUCGACGGCGCUCCGCCCACCGAUCACGUGCCGCGGCGAUGCCCCGCCCUCUGCCGCGGCGGCGCUCCGCCCACCGAUCACGUGCCGCGGCGUCGCCCCGCCCCUGCCUCGACGGCGCCCCGCCCACCGAUCACGUGCCGCGACGGCGCCCCGCCCUCUGCCGCGGCGGCGCUCCGCCCCUGCCUCGACGGCGCCCCGCCCACCGAUCACGUGCCGGGGCGGCGCUCCGCCUCCUGCCUCGACGGCGCCCCGCCCUCCGCCGCGACGCCGCUCCGCCCACCGAUCACGUGCCUCUACGUCGCCCCGCCCACCGCCGCGACGGCGCCCCGCCCACCGAUCACGUGCCUCGACGUCGCCCCGCCCUCCGCCGCGACGGCGCUCCGCCCACCGAUCACGUGA